This is a messenger RNA of Nymphalis io (European peacock), 1364 nucleotides long. RefSeq lists its product as uncharacterized. The transcript has 2 exons. Lineage: Eukaryota; Metazoa; Arthropoda; Insecta; Lepidoptera; Nymphalidae. Bases 87 to 998 code for a protein of 303 amino acids. The record is from RefSeq and is a predicted model, not a curated record.
AUGAAAAAUAUACAUUCGAAAUUAGUUUCUGUAGUAUAUAAGGAUUGAUCUUUAGAAGAGACUUUACAGAACGGUGGAUUCACAAAAUGGCGACCAAAUUGAUCCUUUUAUUUAUUGCCCUAUUCGGCGCUGCCCAAAGCAAUCCUAUAGGGCCGACUACAAUUUACGAACACAUACCGAAUGUCGUCAGUCCAGGAUCAACCACCGUCUGUGAAUCUGCCCCCAACCUCGUCGGCUAUGGCUUGAACCCCAUGGGAAUGAACAUGAUGCCAGGUGGAGCAACAACUGUUUGUGAGACUGCAACAAACUUUCCAUAUGGUCUUGGCUCUUAUACACCAUAUCCUUCAUUGCCAGGUGGAGCAACAACUGUAUGUGAGACUGCCCCAAAUUUCCCCUACGGUCUUUCUUCCUAUACACCAUUCAAUCCUUUACCAGGCGGGGCAACAACUGUGUGUGAGACUGCCCCAAAUUUCCCCUACGGUCUUUCAUCCUAUACAACAUUCAACCCUUUGCCAGGCGGGGCAACAACUGUAUGUGAGACUGCCCCAAAUUUCCCCUACGGUCUUUCUUCCUAUACACCAUUCAAUCCUUUACCAGGCGGGGCAACUGUAUGUGAAACUGUUCCGAAUUAUCCGUAUGCCGUUUCCGCCUAUUCCCCCUUCAAUCCCGUGACAGCUGGAGCGACAACUGUCUGUGAGACCGCACCAAAUUACCCAUUUGGUCUCACCCAGUAUGGCCAGUUCGCAACAGUGCCGGGCAGUACAACGGUUUGUGAAUCUGCCCCAAAUAUUGGUUUGCCUGGAUUCAAUACAUUCGGUAUAGCUCCAUUGUACGAUGCUGUGAACUAUUAUAAUUUGCCAUUGUCUGCACCCGGUAUGGCAACGGUUUGUGAAACUGCUCCCAAUAUGUAUGGAUCCCCAUAUGGUGUACUUGGAGGCGUGCCCUAUGGCGUUGGGAAAGGACUGCAAAUGCUUGGAGGCUUGGCAUAUGCCGUAUGAUCUAAUUCGAAACAUAAAUAUUAAUAACACAGUUUGUGUAUAAAGAAAAGUCUCAGUCAAUUCAAGCAAAUUAAAAAAAAAACUGUCGUUCAUCUCUUUCUAUUUGGAACUUUGGACAAAAUUAUUAAAAUCAAACAAUUAUUUUAUUUUUGUUUUCGAGGUUAUCGAAUUUGUUAUCGUAAUUCUAAAUACAGAUAAUACAUAUCAAGUAAAAAAAUACCGUUUUUAUUUUCUAAAUCGAACUGAUUGUGAUAAAGUUAUAAAUAAAGCAAUGAACGUCAGAAUACCAAAAAAAAAGAGAAUUAUUUUGUAAAAAUUUGUAUCGUUAUAUAUAAAUCAUUGGAUUAAAUUUAUUUAUUUAUUUCA